GUGGGCGGAGCCUGGGCCGGGCGCGCGAGCCGCGUGACACACUGCAACGACCGCCCGCGCGCGCUGCCCGCCGCCGCCGCCGUCAGAGCCCCCCCGAGCUCACGUCAGACUUUUCACAGCGUAGUAGCACGCGCUGGCUUGCAGUGUGUGUAGUGACUCCGCGAGGUGUGCUUUGACGAGGAUUUUUUUUUCCUCUCUUCUUCUUCAUCCGUCCAGGUUUGCAGUGGUGUGCCGUGCUGUUGUGUAUAUUUGCUUUCUUGUCAGCCGCCACUGUUGAGAAACUACGUCGUCCGAGCUACAAGUCGACACCACUACUACUACACACUGUUAUUAUGAGUAGUCAUCUGAUGAAAAAUAUCGUUAUGAGCUCGCAGCUGUUGUAAACUCUUCCCUCCUUCCAAAGAACCAACUUUUGUCCGUCUACCUCCACGACUCAAGCCUUCGUCAGUAUUUGAAAAGUCGACAAAGAAGAAGUCUACGUUGGGAGUAUUAUAACUUUUUGUUGUCGCCUGCUGUUGGACAUUGACUUGCAACACUUCGUCCCCCUUCCUCACAUCCUAACCCCCCUUCAACGUGUAUCUACUUCUUCACUUCUGUCUUCUCUCCCCUCACGCGUGAUUCGGCACCCUGACUUGGAUUUCUUGACCUAGGGUAGCCAACGUUAUCUUUGUGUCUGUGAUACGCAGCAGACACCCACCCAGCUACCUACCUACCCAACCUACCUACCCCCAGCCACCCAGUGUCGUGCUAAUGGAUUGUCUUUUCGUCCAUUCUCCUGUCUGCUGAAGUCAGGAGUGAAGAAAAGGUUUGUGUUGCGAGAGGAGAACCGAGGGCGCACACCGCACGAGCUACAACAUCCAUCUACGCAGCUUCUCACACAGGUGACGUAGCCACACACCGCGCUGACACUUCGUUCUUCGAGCGGAACUUUCUCCGAGUUUGUCUGUUCCCUCCAUGCGAGAGGUUUCGUCAGGAAUCGACGACUCAGCCUGCUUCCCUCCCACCGCGUGAAGCUACACGAGCACGUUCAUCGUCGUCCUCGCCACGCGCUACCUUGUUGACCGCUGAAUGUUAUCAGCAGGAGCUUGGUGAGAUACCGAUCGUCGCAUCUUGUUCUGAGCCUUGAGACUGACGAUUACCUUUCUGUACCUACACUCAUUUUAGUUUUGCUUCGUCUUUCACCUGCGUGGCUCACGCUCAGGUGAGACAACAGGAGUCUCUGACGCAGGAAUAGCCGUCACGGUCCAUUGAACGAUCACUUACCUUUUGUCUUUCCUCGCGCGCGCGUGUGUGUUUGUGUGUGAGUGUGUUGUCUCCUGUGGGGCGUCGCUGACAGGACCGACCCAGAUCGCACGCACCUGACCAGGUGUACAGAACAGCAACGACAAGUCAGCCAGACUCGAGACGGUAACUGCUGUAGUGAUAUCGGUUGUUAUUUUAUUUUGUUUGUGAGUUUGUUUCUCGCCAAACCGCCACCAUUUCGGUCUUAUACGCUUCGCCUGCUUCGGCAGUCAUGGCCAGUACACCCUCCACCCCGGCGCUGGGCAUCACCCAGAAGGAUACCACGUUCACCAAAAUCUUCGUUGGGGGACUGCCCUACCACACCACCGACCAGAGUCUGAGAGAAUACUUCGACAAGUUCGGGGACAUCGAUGAGGCGGUGGUGAUCACAGACAGGCAGACUGGAAAGAGCCGGGGAUAUGGAUUUGUUACGAUGGCAGACAGGACAGGGGCCGAGAGGGCAUGUAAGGAUCCGAACCCUAUCAUCGACGGGAGAAAGGCUAAUGUAAACUUGGCCUACCUCGGCGCCAAGCCUCGCAUCAACGGUCUCCAAAGCUCUCAAUUACCGUUCACCAUCAAGACAGGAAUACCAACUGUGGUACCCAGCCAGUACGGAUAUCCCCAGUAUAUCUACCCGUCCGCUACCUGGCCACCCCAGGGAUGCUGGCUGCCUCCCCACUCGCCGCUGUCUCCGUCUGCUGCCAGCACCACUGCGCAGUACAUCGACUACUCGUCCGCCUACGCCACCAGCCAGUUCGCCACCAGCGGCUUUGACGCCUUCUCGCCCUACACGACGACAGCGGCGGCCACCGGGUACGGGGUACCCGCCGCCUACACCUACGCCAUGCCCCAGCAACUGGCGGCCACGGGGGCCAGCCACUUCACCCACUACCAACCGCAGCAGAUCCAGGAGCGCAUGCAGUGAGGAUGCUCCGAGCGAGGAAUGCGUCUCGGAAAAAGAUCGGAAGUUGGGAUGGAGGGGUCUUGAUGA
This is a messenger RNA of Pomacea canaliculata, 2272 nucleotides long. Its product is annotated as RNA-binding protein 24-B-like. The record is from RefSeq and is a predicted model, not a curated record. Gene Ontology annotation, molecular function: RNA binding. Gene Ontology annotation, cellular component: cytosol. Lineage: Eukaryota; Metazoa; Mollusca; Gastropoda; Architaenioglossa; Ampullariidae.